Hermetia illucens (black soldier fly) is the source of this 1952-nucleotide messenger RNA. RefSeq names its product stress-induced-phosphoprotein 1 (gene Stip1). Lineage: Eukaryota; Metazoa; Arthropoda; Insecta; Diptera; Stratiomyidae. Gene Ontology annotation, molecular function: Hsp90 protein binding. The record is from RefSeq and is a predicted model, not a curated record. The transcript has 5 exons. The coding region runs from base 166 to 1629 and encodes 487 amino acids.
GCAAAUGACUUUUUGACUAGUUCUCAUGUUUUUUCUUCUAGAAGAGUCUACAUUGUUAAAACGAGAAUUGUACAAGGGUUGGUUGAAGUUUAGUCUCGUGGAAAUUGGUCCGGUAAAGUUCCGCUUAUUAAUUGACAAUAAAACAAUAUAUUAACACACUACGCGAUGGAAAAGGUAAAUGCAUUAAAGGAGAAAGGUAAUCACCAGUUGUCAGCAAAUAAUUUUGAUGGGGCCAUAGCUGCUUACUCCGAAGCGAUAUCAUUAGAUGACAAAAACCACGUUUUAUAUAGUAAUCGAUCCGCGGCUUACGCAAAAGCUGGACGUUAUCAAGAAGCUUUGAAAGAUGCUGAAAAGACGAUCGAGUUGAAUCCUUCAUGGUCGAAGGGAUAUUCCAGGAAGGGUUCUGCGCUUGCAGGUCUACAGAGAUAUCAAGAGGCAUUCAUGGCAUAUCAAAAAGGUUUAGAAUAUGAACCCAAUAAUGCAACACUUAUGCAAGGGCAAAAAGAAAUCGAACAAGCUGUAAUUAACCAACUCAUGUCACAAAAAGUAGAAAUGCCAAUGGAUUUAGAUCCGCAGUCACCACCACCACAAGGAGCAAAACAGCCGCCCCCAAACAAGGGUCCUCACAUGACUAAUCUGAAUCCAGAAGAUGAAAAUCUUCCAGAAAACAAAAGACUUGCGAAAAUUGAGAAGGAACUAGGUAAUGCAGCGUACAAAAAAAAGGAAUUUGAGAUCGCUUUGAAACACUACGCAAAGGCAAUCGAACAUGAUCCAACUGAUAUUACAUUUUAUAAUAAUAUUGCUGCGGUGCAUUUCGAGAAACAGGAUUUUCAAAAGUGCAUCGCUGAAUGUGAACAAGGCAUCGAUAUUGGCCGUGAAAACCGAGCUGAUUUCAAAUUAAUAGCAAAAGCUUUAACACGCAUUGCCAAUGCUCACAAAAAAAUGGGUGACUGGAAAUCUGCCAAAAUAUACUAUGAAAAAGCAAUGUCAGAACAUCGAACUCCAGAAAUCAAAACACUCCUCAGUGAAGUAGAAAAAAAAAUUAAAGAAGAAGAACGGAAAGCAUAUAUAGAUCCCACGAAAGCAGAAGAAGAAAAGGAAUUGGGUAACGAAUUAUUCAAAAAAGGAGAUUAUAGCGCAGCCGUGAAACAUUACACAGAAGCUAUUAAACGUAAUCCGGAUGACCCGAAAUUAUAUAGCAACCGAGCAGCCUGUUAUACAAAGCUAGCAGCAUUUGAUUUAGGUCUCAAAGACUGCGAAACUUGCAUUAAAUUAGAUGACAAAUUUAUCAAGGGAUACAUUAGAAAGGGAAAGAUUUUGCAGGGCAUGCAGCAGCCGUCUAAGGCAGUAGCAGCAUAUCAGAAGGCAUUGGAAAUUGAUCCAAACAACGCUGAAGCACUGGAGGGCUACCGUGCUUGCUCAAUGGCCUUCCAUAGUAAUCCCCAAGAAGUAUGGAAGAAUGCAAUGGCGGACCCAGAGGUUCAACAAAUCCUUAAAGAUCCUGCUAUGCGCCUGAUCCUCGAACAAAUGCAAAGUGACCCAAACGCUGUGAAAGAACAUUUGAAAAAUCCUGCUAUAGCCGAUAAAAUUUAUAAGCUCCUUGAAUCAGGAAUCAUACAAAUCCACUAGACAAUUUUCUGAAGUGUUCACAUUUAUGUUUCAAUUGUGUUUUUUUUUAGCUUUAAGCCGACCGUAUCCUCUUCGAGGAAAAUUAACGGUUUAACUUGAAAAUGUCUCAACAGAUUUUCCAAUCGGUUAAAACUUUAAAAAAUGCAAAAGCUGCUGUCCAAUUCGAGUAAAAGCGAAAUACACCGCUUAAAGGAAGGAGAACUCCAUGUUAUAAUUUAGUCUCACGUAACAAUUUGUACUUCAAAACUUUAUUCUUUAUAAGUUUGGCAAAUAAAGUAUAUAGUGGGAAAAAUUAUCCCAUAUAUUAAACCUGAGAAAAGAAA